CGCCGGGCCCCUCUCUCCCAUAUGCAAGGGCAUUGGGGUUUUGGAAGGUGUGCCAUACCAAUGUCGGAUCAACACUGAAGUGUUGCGAAAGCAUAACUAACGACUAAAGAUGUCAUGACAAACCUUUUGAGCUCAACUGCAAUGGAUGACUUAGACCACAGUGUGCUGAUAGCAGAGCAGGACUGGGACUGUUUCUGCACAGAGAGUGAGGAAUGUAAUGUUCAGCAGGCCAAGCUUGCAGCCUUAGAUGAGUCUGGCUUCAGUGACAGUGACGAUGACAAAACGUUCGUUCCCACUCAGACCAGCCCUGACCAACUCUGUGAAAAAGAUCAAAAUCAGCAUCAAAUAGGAGAACUUAAAUCAGAACAUACAUCUGAGAAUUCAGAUUUUACUGAAUAUACUAGUCCUAAUACAGAGCCAAAGAAUACCAGCUCUGCUGAGCAGACAUCUGAUGCUGAAGCAAAUGAACCCAGGGCUACAUGUGAAGAUAGCAACCUGACUGAAAAACUAAAUGAGAAUCAAGAUAAUGGAGAGAAUCAAUCAAGCCAAGCCACAAACAAUCCAGUCUCUGAAAUGUCUAUAGAAGAUAUAAAGCAUGAAAAGAGUACAGAUAGUAUAGAAAUGCUAACUGAAGUGACAGACUGUUCACCAGUGGUCAAACAAGAGAAGGAACGUUGGUUUGUGACCGUAAAUGAUAGUCCAGUCCGUCUGAGAGUAAAGGAUCCCCGUUCAGUCCAAAAAAAAAGAAGAAAAAAAAAACCUUCUAAAAACUUGAGAAAGAAUAACGAUGCGAUGGAGAAGUGCUCUUCCUUAAAUAAUACAGAAUCAGAGAUAUUUAAACAAGAAAAUCUGUACUCACCCAAUAUUCAAAACGCACUUCAUAUCCAAGAUAUUAAAUGUAUUUUGCCCACUGGAUCAUCUGAGAACGAAGAGGAAAAAACAAGCCGUCCAAUUAGUCUAAAAAAGGAAAGCAUGACAGAAAUGCCAGAAGCAAAAUUAGAAAGAAAUCCUGCCGACUCUCUAAAUUCACUUUUAACCCCCAAACAGAUGCCACAGACCCUAUUUAAAGAUCUCAGUGGCCUUUUGCCACAGUACUUGGAUCAUAGCACAGUGUGUAAUAUACAUAACAAAUCCAUAGUAGAUAUUGUAAGUGAACGUCAACAUACAACUGAUAAUUUAAACCACUUUAAUAGUGACACAGAAGUGGAAAGUCCCAGAUUUAUUCUGGGUGCAUCUAAACCCAAUGCUCCUUCAAAUACUGAAGAAGAAAGUACAGAACAGCAGGAGCCCUUGGGACAAUCUUAUAAUAGAGAAGAAUCAUCCCAAUCAUCCCAAGAGAUACAACCCUUCAGGUCAACUUCAGGUCCAACUCCACCCAUAUUUGCCAUUUCCUCCUUUUGGGAUGAAAUGGAGAAAUUUACAAUAAAUGAUAUCUUGCAACUUAGAACAGCCAAUAACACGUCUCUACUGACAGAAAGCAUCAUUCCAGAAGAAAGCAGCCCUGCGGUUGAAUCUAAAGACAAUUUUUUAGAAGAUAGCCUAGUAGACGACGCAGCAGAUUCGGACUAUUUCACACAUUUGGAUGACUCUAAACCAGACCGAUCGAGCUGCGAAUUCUCAACCUACUCUGAUUUGGAUGACGAGUUUCAACAACAACUUCACGCAAGUGCAAACCCUAGCCCUGAACCCCUUGAAGGCAAAGAGCAAACUCAAAGGUUUCUUGAGUCUGGCUUGGAUUUAGAAGAAACCUGGCGAAGUGAAUCAAAUGAGAUGGUGAAGCUGUAUCCCGAGAGUGAUUCCUCCCUAUAUUUGUAUUCAGAGACAGAGUCAAAGAUGCAAGACAUAUUUCUAACAACAAGAGAAGAUAACACAAAUACCUUUCUUUUAGACCGAUGUAGCACAAGAAAAUCAACACCUUCACCAGUUUUAUCGAUUUCUGAUAUUCUAGACAAUCAGCGUCUGGAGUCUUUCUUCGAAAUCCUGAGUGACACCGAAGCAGAGCAGUACCAGACUUGGAUCCCAGAUAGAAGCACUUCACUUUGUUUUUCACAGAGAUUAUCUCUGGCUGAGACUUAUGAUGACUUCUUCUCAGACUUUGAAGUUGGAAACUUUCUCUUUCCUUCAACUCAAGCUUUAACGAAGAGUGAGAAAACGUUGGUUCCUAUCUAUUCCUCUUCCCAUUCUGUGGUAAAAGAACUAGAAUAUCCAGAGGUAGAAGAGGUGAUACACUCAGAUUGUGCCCCAGUUCGAGAUAUGAGGUGUGCAAGCCUGACCGAAACAUCAAACAUGUGCCUAAUCACUAGCCAGAGAAGUACCUGGAGAAACCUUUCUCUGAGACACACCAAACUUUUAAUGGGAAGGACCUGGUGUACCAUGGCCACCUGUUGGGGUUUUCCCAAUACAGAUGACACAGUCUAUGGUUAUAGAACAAGAACAUCAAGUUCUUCUAUAGCUCAGCCAAAGCUUCCAGAGCUUUUUCUAGAGAACCAGGCCCUCAGACAAAUAACAGAACAUCAGAUACAUGUCGAGGCAACUGUUCCAGAUAAAGAUCACUUCCUUUUUUCCUUCAAGCAAACAGACAUGUGUCUUGUUUGCAUUGCUUUUGCGUCAUGGGUACUGAAGUCAAGCAACCCACAAUCUACUGACAUGUGGAAAGCAGCUCUUCUGGCAAACGUGAGCGCGAUAUCUGCUAUCCAGUACUUGCGGCGAUACGUAAAAGAAGGAUGAACCAUAAAAAUCUAGUAUUAGAGCUUUCUGAGGAUUUCUCACAAGGGGCCAGUGUACAGGAAAGGGUUAAUUUUGCACAAAUUCACAACAAACACUUUAGUAAAUACACAUAUUAGAUUGUAUUCCAUAUUUACUAACAGUCUAAUAUUUUCAUGUUUAAUAUAUUCAUGUUACAAAAUAGGUGUUCAAUCAAUAAAUAACUUAUCAAAGGACAAUUUUGUUAAAGAAAAGCAUACAAAGCAAAGGAGGAAACAUUAGUUUUUUUUCCGUACAAACACUUGUUCAGUUAGAAGACAUAUAUUGCUUUAGAUAUUAUGUUGGUAUGGACCAGAAAUGACACUGGUAAGUUGGUUUGCGUCAGUUAUAUUCAGGACUCAAGCUGUGCUAUACAUAUUUAUGUAAUUCACAAGUAAACUAUUUUGCAGUGUACAUAUAAAAAAAAACAUUUUCAAUGAUAAUCACUCUAGAUGUAUCUAUUAAUGCAAAAACAUCAUGCGGCCAAAGCUUAAAAAAAGCUCAUAUAGUUUUUGAGGAAACAGAUCUGAGCACAUUUUAUGAAGAAUAUAAAUUUGCACAUAAAAUAUAGUUGGAAGUUAAGGAGGUAUCAGAAAGUGCCAGAAAAAUGACUGCUGCUGAGUGU
This is a messenger RNA of Labeo rohita (rohu), 3367 nucleotides long. It is a transcript of the gene perm1b, whose product is annotated as PPARGC1 and ESRR induced regulator, muscle 1. The transcript has 4 exons. Bases 115 to 2727 code for a protein of 870 amino acids. Lineage: Eukaryota; Metazoa; Chordata; Actinopteri; Cypriniformes; Cyprinidae. Gene Ontology annotation, cellular component: nucleus; cytoplasm. The record is from RefSeq and is a predicted model, not a curated record. Gene Ontology annotation, biological process: response to muscle activity; regulation of DNA-templated transcription.